GAGCUUACAUUUUGGGUCCUUUUCAGCCAUUUUGUCGAUUGUGGCGUGUGCUUUUUGUCAGUAUCCUGCGUGGGUACCGUAGAGACACAUUCUUGAGGCCACAAUCAAACUUACCAUUGCCUGUAAUCCAUCAUGGCAGACAUAAAGAAUUUUUUAUAUGCUUGGUGCGGAAAGAAAAAGGUUGCACCAAAUUAUGAGUUUCGUGCAGCAGGGAACAAAAUGCGGCAGAAAUUUCUCUGUGAGGUUCGUGUGGAGGGCUUUGACUACACUGGAAUGGGCAAUUCUACCAACAAAAAAGACGCUCAGAGCAAUGCGGCCCGGGACUUUGUCAACUUCCUUGUUCGAUCUGGAGAUAUAAAUGCAGAUGAAGUGCCUGCAUUGGGGGCUGGCGGGAUUGAUGCUUUAGAUGGAGCUGUCCCAGAUCCUGAAGGGUUUGAGGGUGGUCCUGGAGCUCCACUUACCCCCAGUGCGAUUUUGAAGACUGAAGGUGGUUAUAAACCACCAAUAGGAGGAUAUGGUUCUACAGGCUAUGGGGGAGGUGCCACAUGGGAGCGUGGUGCUAACCUGAAAGAUUAUUAUGCUAAAAGGGAUGAACAAGAGGCUAACGCUACCCUAGAGUCUGAAGAAGUAGACUUGAAUGCAGGUUUACAUGGAAACUGGACCCUUGAAAAUGCGAAAGCACGGCUCAACCAGUACUUCCAGAAGGAAAAGACUACAGGCGAAUACAAAUACUCACAAGUAGGCCCUGAUCACAACAGGAGCUUUAUUGCAGAAAUGACACUGAUGGUUAAGCAGCUUGGCAGAAGAAUCACUGCUCGUGAACAUGGUUCCAACAAAAAAUUGGCAGCCCAGUCUUGUGCUCUAUCAAUUGUGCGCCAACUCUACCAUCUUGGUGUGAUCGAGCCAUAUUCAGGACUGACCAAGAAGAAAGAUGGAGAGAUUAUUGAACCAUACCCAGUGGAAUUAAGUCCUGAUGUUGAGAAGCAGCUGCAAACUGUAAUUGAAGAGCUAUGCAUUGAACUACCUGAGCCGCCCCAGGAUCCUACCCAACCAGUCUGUCUUAAUCUUGGAAAGUUGGUACAUUUCGAGCCAUCGCAACGACAGACUAAGACAGGGGUGGUACCUUGGUCACCUCCACAGGCGAACUGGAAUCCAUGGACCAGCAGUAACAUUGACGAAGGCCCUCUGGCUUAUGUUACUCCGGAACAGGUUAGCUCAGACUUGAAAAAUGCGAUGACAUACCAGUUGGAGCAUGAUGCAAAUCUUCAACAGACUCUGCAAGAGCGAGAAACCCUUCCUGUAAAACAAUUUGAGAAAGAAAUCCUUAAUACUAUUCGCAUUGCCCCUGUGAUAAUCAUUCGCGGAGCCACAGGUUGUGGCAAAACAACACAAGUUCCACAGUAUAUCUUGGAUGAGUUUAUCCGCAACGGACGUGCAGCUGAAUGUAACAUCGUGGUUACACAGCCUAGAAGGAUCAGUGCUGUAUCUGUUGCUGAACGUGUUGCCUUUGAGAGGGGAGAAGAUAUUGGGACAAGUUGUGGCUACAGUGUGAGAUUUGAAUCUGUUCUUCCUCGUCCUCAUGCCAGUAUUCUUUUCUGCACUGUUGGUGUUCUCUUGCGAAAACUAGAGGCUGGUAUUAGAGGAAUUAGCCAUGUGAUUGUGGAUGAAAUCCAUGAGCGAGAUCUCAAUACUGACUUUCUCUUGGUAGUACUACGUGAUGUGGUCCAGGCUUACCCUGACAUACGUGUCGUUCUAAUGUCUGCCACUAUUGACACAAGCAUGUUCUGUGAAUACUUCUUUAACUGCCGCAUUAUUGAAGUUUUUGGGCGGACAUUUCCUGUGGAAGAGUAUUUCCUUGAAGACUGUAUACAGAUGACUCGUUUUGUGCCUCCACCACGUGACAAGAAGAAAAAGGAGAAAGAUGAGGAUGGAGCAGAUGAAGAUGAUACCAACUGUAAUAUAAUAUGCCUUGGCGAUUAUGGGCCUGAAACUCGCAAAUCUAUGGCAGGUCUUAGUGAGAAGGAGACUUCCUUCGAACUCAUUGAAGCUUUGCUGCACUAUAUUGAGUCACUUGGAACCCCGGGAGCUGUGCUGGUCUUUCUGGCUGGCUGGAAUCUUAUUUACACCAUGCAAAAACAACUUGAGGCAAACCCACAUUUUGGUAGCCACAGCUAUCGCAUUCUGCCUCUCCAUUCUCAAAUACCACGAGAAGAACAACGUCGGGUGUUUGAUCCUGCUCCCCCAGGUAUAACCAAGGUUAUCCUAUCAACUAAUAUUGCAGAAACCAGUAUCACUAUCAAUGAUGUGGUGUAUGUGAUAGAUUCCUGCAAGCAAAAAGUAAAGCUAUUCACUUCACACAACAACAUGACAAACUUUGCUACGGUGUGGGCUUCCAAGACUAACCUGGAGCAGCGCAAAGGGAGGGCAGGGCGUGUCCGGGCUGGCUUUUGUUUCCAUUUGUGCAGCAAAGCACGUUUUGAUCGCUUGGAAAGCCACCUUACCCCGGAGAUAUUCCGUACCCCAUUGCAUGAGGUGGCUUUGAGUAUAAAACUUCUACGCUUGGGCAGUAUUGGGCAAUUUCUAUCAAAAGCUAUAGAACCACCUCCAUUGGAUGCAGUUAUUGAAGCUGAACACACUUUGCGAGAGUUGGAUGCAUUAGACGUCAAUGAUGAGCUUACACCACUAGGCAGGAUACUGGCCAAACUGCCUAUUGAACCACGACUGGGAAAGAUGAUGAUUAUGGGCUGCAUUUUUUUUGUUGGUGAUGCAGUGUGCACAAUUUCUGCUGCUAGCUGUUUUCCUGAGCCAUUCGUCACUGAAGGGCGUAGGUUAGGAUACGUGCACAGAAACUUUUCUGGAAGCCGUUUCUCUGACCAUGUGGCACUGUUGUCAGUGUUUCAGGCUUGGGAUGAUGCAAGGAUGGGUGGUGAAGAUGCCGAAAUGAGAUUCUGUGAACACAAGCGGCUUAAUAUUGCCACACUUCGCAUGACUUGGGAAGCAAAAGUACAGCUGAAGGACAUUCUAGUAAAUGUUGGCUUCCCAGAAGAAUGUUUGAUGAACCAGGUUUUCAAUAACACUGGACCAGAUAACAACCUGGAUGUAGUUAUCUCUCUGCUGGCAUUUGGAUUUUACCCUAAUGUUUGUUACCACAAGGAGAAGCGCAAGAUUCUUACUACGGAGGGUCGUAAUGCACUUAUACACAAGUCUUCUGUCAAUUGCCCUUUCAGCAACCAAGAUCAGAAAUAUCCAUCUCCAUUUUUUAUCUUCACUGAGAAGAUCCGUACCAGAGCGAUUUCUGCCAAGGGAAUGACCUUAGUUACGCCAUUACAGCUACUUCUUUUUAGUGCCAAAAAAAUCAUGUCAGAAGGGGAGAGCGUAUUUCUAGAUGACUGGAUCAAACUUGUGAUUCCCCAUUAUAAUGCUGCGUGUAUCACCGGAUUGAGAGCUGCGUUGGAAGCCCUUGUGGUGGAAGUGACAAAGGAACCAGAGAUCUUAUCUCAGUUGGAUCCAAUAAAUGAAAGGAUGUUAAAUGUGAUUAGGCUGAUAUCAAAGCCUUCCACUGCAGGAAUUAAUCUUAUGAUGGGAAAUUCCAGAUUUGGAGAUGGGCCACGUCCACCUAAAAUGGCUCGAUUUGACAGUGGCUAUCAAGGUGGCUAUAAUUCCAGAGGUGGAGGCUCUGGAUAUAGAUCAGGCUCUGGAUAUAGAGGAUUUAGAGGUGGUGGUGGUGGUGGAGGAAACUGGAGCGGCAACCAAGGAGUUGGUGGAUACCGAGGCAACCAGAGAGGUGGUGGAUACCAGAGAGGUGGCUACCAAAGCGGCAAUCAAAGAGGCGGUUACCAGGGAAACAGUCAGGGAGGAGGAUACCAAAGGGGGGGUGGCUACCAAAGAGGUGGUGGUGGUGGUGGUGGUUAUGGGGGAAACUCUCAAGGAAGAGGUGGCUUUGGGGGAUCAUUCUGAGGACUUCUGUGCACAUAUUUUUUUUUUAUACAGGAAUGUUCAUUGCAUGGUAAUGCUAUAGCAAAUAUUGUUAAAGUAAUGUACAAAUAUUAUGGAACUGUUCAAAUAUGUGAUGGAGCUUUUGGCUCUGUAGGUCUGUCCCUAAUAAAGUUAUUUUUUUUGUUUUUAA
Messenger RNA from Bombina bombina (fire-bellied toad), 4126 nucleotides. It is a transcript of the gene DHX9, whose product is annotated as DExH-box helicase 9. Gene Ontology annotation, molecular function: ATP binding; 3'-5' DNA helicase activity; double-stranded RNA binding. The record is from RefSeq and is a predicted model, not a curated record. The transcript has 28 exons. Lineage: Eukaryota; Metazoa; Chordata; Amphibia; Anura; Bombinatoridae. Gene Ontology annotation, cellular component: ribonucleoprotein complex; nucleolus; intracellular anatomical structure. Gene Ontology annotation, biological process: regulation of mRNA processing; positive regulation of transcription by RNA polymerase II. Bases 133 to 3957 code for a protein of 1274 amino acids.